Messenger RNA from Nanorana parkeri, 4505 nucleotides. RefSeq names its product KN motif and ankyrin repeat domains 1 (gene KANK1). The coding region runs from base 257 to 4291 and encodes 1344 amino acids. Lineage: Eukaryota; Metazoa; Chordata; Amphibia; Anura; Dicroglossidae. Gene Ontology annotation, cellular component: cytoplasm; cytoskeleton. The record is from RefSeq and is a predicted model, not a curated record. Gene Ontology annotation, biological process: negative regulation of actin filament polymerization. The transcript has 12 exons. Gene Ontology annotation, molecular function: protein binding.
GUGUGAAGGAUUGGAAGACUGUAAUGGCAUGUGCUCAUUCAGAGGGAAGGAGCUGCUGUACAGGAAUGUCCUGCAUUUCCAGCAGCUGUUCACAAGAAGCAGCUGCCUGAACUAGAUAGGAAGUCACCUGUACAGUGUCCACUUUCACAGCUGUAUGUUGGGGGACCUGCGACUGGCUGACACAGAAGGUUGCUUGUAAAAUUGGACUUAAUGAGCAGCAUUUUUACAAUUUGUCGUCCUGACAGCAAGCUUUGAUAUGGAUAAUACAGAAAAUAUCAAUGGAAAUGUUUAUGGAAAAGAGGAAAGUUCCUCAAAUGGUGAUGACGAAAGAGAUGCUAAAUCUGCCUAUUUUGUGGAAACACCUUAUGGAUACCAGAUAGACCUGGAUUUCCUUAAGUAUGUGGAGGACAUACAAAAGGGUAACACUUUAAAGAAAAUUGCCAUUGCAAAGAAGCGCAAGUUGGUCCCUCAUUUUCCAGAAGGUAGGACAGAGUCCUGCCAGGGAGCUGGAUGGCCCUCUACAGAUUCACUUUCAUCUUCUAACAGUGAUGAACAUAAACAAUCACCUUUUGUAAUUGCCAGGCGACAUACAGUUUCUGGCUCUGCUAAAUCUUUUCACUCUCAAGAAGCAUCUCCAAAUUAUUUAGCCAUCCCUGAGAAUAAACCAUUGCCGCCUCCUUCCCCACAGCUUCCCAAACACAAUUUUCAUGUUACCAAAACUCUGAUGGAGACCCGUAGGAGACUGGAGCAAGAAAAAGUAAUCAUGCAGGUAGCUUCAUCCAUCAGUGAUGUUCGUAGGCCAAGGCUGGCAAGUUUUGGAGGUAUGGGCUCUACGGGGUCACUCUCAUCAUUCCCUGGGUCAACUGGACACAGCACAAGUGCUCAACAGCUUCCAAAUGGCCACCAAGCCACUAGUGAUUACGGUGCCUUCUUUGCUUCCUCUUUAGGAAGUUCUAUCCGUCACAGUCCUCUAAGUUCUGGAGUUACUACACCGGUUACUAAUGUGAGCCCUAUGCAUCUCCAGCAUAUCAGGGAGCAAAUGUCUAUUGCACUUAAGCGCCUUAAAGAGCUAGAGGAGCAGGUAAAAACUAUCCCUAUACUUCAGGUAAAAAUUUCAGUGUUACAGGAAGAGAAAAGGCAGCUUAUGUCUGAAAUUAAGAGCCAAAAAGGUAGCAGCCAGAAGGAUACUACAGGUUUCCGAAAGAGAUCUUACAGUGCGGGUAAUGCUGCUGGGUUUGAAACCUCACAUACACCAGUUAAAUCUGGUGGGGAAUUGCAUAUAGAUUCUGAUGAUGACACAGAAACUCAGGAACAAAAUACACAGACACUGAAAGAGUUUAGACAGCUAACUGCUGAAAUGCAAUCUUUGGAGAAAAAGAUCCAAGACAGCAGUUUUGAUGCUUAUUGUUCUCCUCCACAAUCUAAGGAAAAGAAAGCUAAAGAAAAAUGUUGCCGUUCUGUUGCUGUUGGGGCAGAUGAAAACAUGAAUGAUGUAGUGAUGUACUACAGAUCUGCAAAUCUGAGCAGAGAUGCCUCUGUAGGUACUGAAAUGGACGUAAGAAGCACUGGGGUUGGGGUAACAGAGGAAUUGCUUGGGGUGACUACUGAUGCUGAAAGAGAAGUUGAACUUCAACAGCAAACUAUUGAAGCACUUAAAGAUAAAAUUUACCGACUUGAAACAGACUUGAGGGAAACCACCUAUGAAAUGGAGAUGACUAAAUUGAAAUUGGAGAUAAGAGCAGCAGGCUCAAGGCAAAAAGUAGAUAAAGCAGUGAUGGCACAGCCCUUGACUUGUGACAAGAUGGUUGAAGCAGUAGUAGAAAUGAGUGACCAAAGCAAUGGGGAUUACUUGGAUGUGGUUGAUUCUUGUGUAGGUAACUACAUGCAGAUGAGCAGCAUUGGAAUUUCUUGUCGUCCUGCUCUCCAGAGUAUUGCUACUGGCCCUGACUUCCCAAUGAAUCACUGGAUUGUAAAAGCUCAAGUAGAUAUGUAUGACAAGAGUGUUGGGUUGGAACUAGGAAUGUGUGACAAAAGUGUUGGCAUGGACCCAAUGAUCAGUGAUGUGGGACUCUACGUAUUAGAAGACAUAGGCAAGCAGGGGCAUAAAAAGACAACACCUAAAGAUGUGAAAUCUAUUGGAUGUGGCGAUUGUUCAGUGGAUGUUACAGUUAAACCAUUGUUGGAUUAUUUGUCAUGUGGAGUCAAUACAGAACUUGUAACCAAAGUAGAUUCAGCCGUAACAGCUUCUCCUUGGACUGCUAACCAGCAAACUAACACUGAACUGGAGCUAGCAAGCCAGUCCACCAACACACAUGUGCCAAGUCUUGUAGAUACAAGCACAAAUACAGCCAUCAGCAUGAACAGUAAACAAACAAACACAGAAACUGUGGAAAUGCGUUCCGUGGCCAUAGGAGAUGGUAAAGUCAAGGAAGUCAAUGCUAUACCAAAAACACGUUCAAUUGGAGUAUGCACUUCUGAAUCUGAAAAUGUAUCUUCAGUCCGUAAGACCAAAGAUUUUGGAAUUGGGCAAAUAAAUGUGUUGGAUAAUUUCCUGAUAGGUGUUAAGGUACGAAGCAUAGCCUGUGGUCCUAGUGAAGCCAUUCCCCUUUCGACUGACCCAAGAAAUAUAGCAGUUGGAGAUGAACCCCAUGAGCAACAAAAUAUUACUUCAGUAACCAGUGCAUCAGAGACUGAAUCUCCUGCCAUAGACCAUUACAUUGAACGUGUGCAGAAGUUGCUACAGGAACAGCAAAUGCUUCUUGCUGAGAAUUACACUGAACUGGCUGAAACCUUUGGAGAGCCGUAUUCACAGAUAGGCUCCCUUAAUUCCCAACUGAUCAACACCAUCUCAUCCAUUAACUCUGUAAUGAAGUAUGGCAGCAAUGAAGAACUUCAGACCUCAGGAAUGCAGAAAAAAUCAAUGGAGAUGGACUCCUUUUCAGGAACGAAUGUGGACAGCAUAUCCCAGACCCAGGUAACCACUGAGUAUGCCACUUCCAGUGCUCAAACUGUUGGCCUUCAAAACCAAGCAGGCAUUUCAAAACUAAAAAGGCUGAAUAUUGUUCAAACAACAGAGUGUAGCACUGAGUCAGCUCUUACAGUCAGCUCUGUCACUACAACAGAGUUAUCCAGUGAAAACCCAGCUUCUUCUGUUUAUGUGAGUGCCAGCAGUCAGAAUACACUUAAAUCCAUCAUGAAAAGAAAGAGUGAGAAGAGUGAGUCUUCAAAUACCAAGAAAAAUCUUCAGUUUGUUGGCAUUAAUGGAGGGUAUGAAACUACUUCCAGUGAUGAUUCUAGCUCAGAUGAAAGUUCUUCCACUGAAUCAGAUGACGAAUGUGAAGAGGAAGAAGUCUUUAAUGAGGAGUCUGAAGUCAUACAUAAAGAAGUGGAAAGUGGAGAUGCAGGAGUCUCUGAACCACUGCGUAAUGCUGAGAAAGAUGAGAGCGAGACAGAGAAAGUGGAGAUUAGAGAAAGGUAUGAGUUAAGUGAAAAGAUGGUAUCUGCAUGCAACGUGCUAAAAGAUGCAGUUGAUGACCCACGAGCUUUAGCAAACAAGGAUGUGAGGUUGUGUUUGAACACUAUCCAAAACGAAUGGUUCAAGGUAUCGAGUCAGAAAUCUGCCAUUCCUGCCAUGGUGGAGGAUUACGUUGCCGCAUUUACUGAUCUUUCACCAUCUGUUCUGCGCUAUAUUAUCAACAUGGCUGAUGGCAAUGGAAACACAGCACUUCACUACAGCGUCUCCCAUUCCAACUUUGAGAUUGUCAAGAUGCUGCUGGAUGCAGAUGUGUGUAAUGUAGAUCACCAGAACAAGGCUGGCUACACUCCCAUCAUGCUCGCUGCUCUGGCAGCUGUAGAAGCAGCCAAGGAUAUGCGUGUGGUAGGGGAGCUUUUCAGCUGUGGAGAUGUUAAUGCCAAAGCCAGCCAGGCUGGCCAGACUGCUUUAAUGCUUGCAGUGAGUCAUGGCAGGAUAGACAUGGUCAAAGCUCUCCUGGCCUGUGGAGCAGAUGUGAACAUUCAGGAUGAUGAAGGCUCAACGGCACUGAUGUGUGCAAGUGAACACGGACACGUAGAAAUAGUAAAACUGCUGCUCGGCCAGCUUGGCUGCAAUGCUGCCUUAGAGGACAAUGAUGGUAGCUCAGCUAUGUCAAUUGCCUUGGAUGCCGGUCAUAAAGAUAUAGCUGUCCUUCUUUAUGCCCACGUCAAUUUCUCUAAAACACCAUCACCAGGCACACCCAGACUAAGCAAAAAACUUCCACCCAGUCCAACACAAAGAGGACCAUUCGACAAUUAAAAUGUAUUUGCCAUCUCUGACCUGCUGCUACCUGUACCUGUGUCUGACAGAUGCUGAAUGUACCUGUUUUUCGUGCCUGAAUGCACCAGCAGACUAAAGCAAUAUCUAUGUAGAUAUAAUGGGAAGUCUGAUAACUGGAACAAAGCUAUGUUGAGCAUGUGCUCUCUCCUGCCAUUGGACACCCUUGGAAUUAUAAAACAAUGAGUUUAUUAUA